UGAGAUGUGUGUGUGUGUGCAGAGAGAGCGAGCGAGCGAGCGAGUGAGAGAGCGACGGGGAAACCAGAGAGCCGAGCGAAAGAAGGUUAGCCAGCCAGCGGCGAGUGAAGAAAAUGGCGAUCACGCAGGAUGAAUGCCUCCCCUCGUAGAUGCUGCAAACGCGUUGAAUUUCUUUAGCCUUACAGUCGGCUUUCCUUUCCACUCUGUUGCACUUUAUACUUCAAUGAGAUUCGGAAUUGGAAGCUGUUGCCACCAAAGAAACUGAAGCAUCUUAACAGGGAACACACCCACAGAGGGAAGAACAGUGGAUGGAAGAGAGAGAGAGACGGAGAGUGUGAAAAGGAAGGAGGAUAAGGUACAGGACUGGACAAAAGUGCCAGAGCAUACCAAGUCAAGACAGAGUCCUCAUUCUACUCCACCUCCCCCCUUUUCCCCUCCCCACACAUAGCAUACACGCACACACGUACAGUCCUCAGCGAUGCCAAGGGGGGCUGAUCAGCCUGCUGCCCGCUCUGACAAGCCCUGCCUCUUCACCUCAGACCCUUGAGGCUGUGCUCUCUGAGCUCUGACGUUUGACCUCCCCUGUUUCGACCUGGGAUCCAGAGGUCACCUGUUCUCCAGUCAGCCCGGGGACGCCCUCCUGCCCAGCCAGGUGUCACAGCCACCAGCGGCACUUAUAGGCAUGGCUCCCAUUCGGGAUUCCGUCAGCCACUCCCCUAAUCAAACAGGUCUGGAUCAUCCUGGCUUGGAUUCGCAGUAUGAGCCUCCCCCCUGGUCGUCUGGCUCUCCCUGCAGCAGUGACGGCAACAGCAACUGGGGCAAAGCCCUAGUAGACGGAAGCACCGACACCCCCAAUAACCCUUCUUCAACCAGCUCUUCCGUCUGGCCUCCCUCAUCUUUUUCUUGCUCCUCCUCUUCUUCCUCUUCCGGCUGUGGAUCAGGAUCAGACCCUGAGUCGGCAUCAGAAUGCAUGGACGCAGAUUCUAGUUCCUCAAUCGGCUCAGAGAGAAAUCUUGCUGCUCUUGCUGCUACAACAGUGAUGAUGAUGUCAGCAAAUGCUUCUUCGUCAUCUGCAGCUUCUUCCCCCACCUCUUCUUUGGGGAAUGCUGCCAUGAUGGUCAGCGUUUCAAUGAACGGAGACGGCAAUGGCAACAGUCAUCAGGUGGUUGGCGCAGGUAUGGAAACCAUCAGCAGUGCAAAUAAUGGAAAUAACAUGUCUGAGCCCUCACAGUACUCCAUGGCUGGGUCCAACAGUAUUGGCAGCAAUAACAUGAGCAACCACAACAACAAGCUUGUCAAUAACGGUGGUGUAUGGGGCACCCCUUCAGGCAGCAAUGUGAUCCCCACUGGUGGAAGCACCCCCUGCAUCAAUGGAGGGUUAAACCCAAACACUUUAAACCCAAAUGCCAACCAUGGUGCCUGGCCACAAAAUUCAAUCCCAAAUCCAGCAUCCCAGGGCCAACGGCCUCCACAGGCUCAGGGGAUAGGUUCCAAACUGGGUAUGGCUCCCCAGCAGGCCCCAUUGCUGGGCUGGGGCGGCAUGGCAGCUCCAGACAACAGCAGUAUGAUGGAAGACAGCGAGGUGAAUAAUGGUACAUUAAGCAGCAACAGUGGAAAUGGUGGUCUAAAGCCUACCAACCUUAACACUGAAUCCAAUGGACCAAAUAACACUAUCACAAUGAAUACUACUACUACUACUACUAAUGCCACAAUGACCUCUAGUCCACCAAACUCUACCGCCUCACCCCAACUCAGCGGGGAUUGUUCUUGGGGUUCCAUUGGAGGAGGGACCGGGGGUCCGCUGGCCAAUGGAAACCCCUCGUCAGCACCCCAGCACCCCCAAGGAGAACUGGGGGGCAGUGGGGCAUUCGGUACGCCUUGGGGCGCAGCUACCUACCCUGUAGACAAGGGCCCCCCAAAUGCAGACACUGUGAACCCCCAAAUCCCCUCUACUGCUGCUUAUAAAAGUAAUAAUAACCACAAUAACACUGGGGCCCCACGCUGGGACCAGGGGCCCACCAACACCCCAAACCAGCCUCAGAGCAACUUGUCCUGCGGCAUUGGCUCAAAUCAGAUUCUUGGCUCUACAGGCCAAACAGCAGGAAAUGGCAACCAAACGACGAUGGGGCCCCCAGCAGCAAUACCUCGCCCCUGGGGGAGCAGUGCGUCCUUGUCCUCAUCGUCGUCUUCCACAACGCCUAGUAACAACCCUUCAGAUGCUGGAAGUCACAAAGGAAGCUCUUCUAACAAUGGCUGGAAAAGCCUGGAGGAUGACGCCAUGGGAAUGGGAGGAGCAGUGGGAGGCAGUGGAAGCCAUGGCUUGGGGAGUAUCACUGGAGGCUGGGGUCGCUCUGGGGGAAGCGAGGGAAGCGGUGAGAGCUCCGGAGGCCGUUCUAGCUCAGACAGAGAGAGCAUCCAGACAAAGGGGGGAAGGAGCAGAAGAAGUCCCAAUCCUGCAUCAGUACUAUCACUUCUGGUCCGGGCUGAAGUGGACCCGAGGGUCCUGUCCAACACUGGAUGGGGACAGACGCCCAUACGGCAGAACACUGCCUGGGAUGUCAAUUCUCCAAAUAACAAUCAGAACCAGGCCACCAGGGGAGAUGAAAGAAAGCUUAGUAGUGGAAGCUCCGGCUGGGGCAAAACGACACCGGCAGCUCCCUCCCAGACAUCUGGAGGCUGGGGGGGUGGGCCAGGUAGCUCAGGCGUAGAUACAGGAAGUUCUGGCUGGGGAGAGCAGAAACCAACUUCUGGCUGGGACAGCAAAAGCCCACUGAAUGGAGGAGCUGGGCAUAGCGGCUGGGAUGAUGGAGCCAGCUGCAAGGGUAAUAACAGCAGCAGCAACACCUGGAGCAACAACAUUAACAAAGAUGACAGAUCCAGUACCUGGAGUAAUACCUCCAAACCACAGCAGGGCUGGGGUUCCAGCAGUGCAAAUGCAAGUGACACCUGGGGUGCCAGUGGAGAAACCACCAGACCAAGCUCCAACAACCACUGGGGAGAGCCCCAAAAAGGCGCAGGCUCAGUAGGUUGGGAUAGCGACAGUGACCGGUCUGGUUCUGGAUGUUGGAGCGAGCCGAGCCGUACCAACACCAGCAGCAGUAACACUUGGGUGGGGAGCGGUGGAUCAAAUACUCCAGACGUGAGCACUCCAAAUCCAGGCUCCACCUGGGGAGAGCCAGUCCUCAAACCCAAACCUCAGAGUACCACUCAGGGCUGGGCUGAGCCAUCGAAGAACAACACUGGAGGCCAGAACUGGGGUGAGCCCAAUCCUAAGUCCUCUAACGAGUGGGGAAAAGGUCCUGAAUCCAACAUGUCCAGAGGCAGCCAAGGUCAAAACAAGCCCACAGGCUGGCUGGGAGGCCCCAUGCCCACAGUAGGUCAGAAGGAGGAAGUGUCGACUGGGUGGGAAGAACCUUCUCCAGAGUCCAUCCGCCGAAAAAUGGAGAUUGAUGAUGGAACUGCAGCUUGGGGAGACCCAGGCAAAUACAGCGGUGGGUCUGUCAACAUGUGGAACAGGACUGGUCAACCAGACCAGGAAGCUGUGGGCCCGUCCCCUCAGCACCAGUCCCACCAGUCCCACCCAACCCACACGUCAAUGCAGCAUGUUAACCAGGACAAAAGCUCCGGUUCUGGUUGGGGUGAGCCAUACCCCCAACAGAAGGAGUCCUCAUCGUGGGGGGAGCCUAGUGCUGCUCCGCCUGUGACUGUGGACAACGGGACAUCUGCCUGGGGAAAGCCCAAUGACAGCAGCUACAGUUGGGGUGACGGCAGGGACAGCAGGGAUAGCAGGGAGUCUGGGUCUGGAUGGGGCAGUCAGCAUAAGCCUGCUCCAGGUCCCAAGCGCAUGGACACAUGGUGUAGUGACGAGAUGGGAAAUAGCUGGGACCAGGAAGAGGAAGUGGAGAUCGGCAUGUGGAGCAACAAUCAACAGGACAGCAGAUCCCAUGACCAAGUCACCUGGAACUACAAGCAUAAAAGCUCUACUAAGAUGAACAAACCAGUCAACAAACAGGAUGAUCCCUGGAUGAAACCCUUCAUCAGCCAGUUCAGCACCAUGAACUUCUCUAGGGACUCCCCUGAUGACUCCAUUAAGACUGGAGCAGGGAUGGUGCAGGACAAGCGUAUGGACAUGGGCAGUAUUGGGGACUUCAAUGGAGUUAUGGGGAAGAAUUCUGGGUCUCGGCACCACCUCCACAAGGAGUCCACCAUGGAUCGCAGUUCUUACUAUGACAAGCUUUCACCCUCUGCUUACGAUAUCCCAGCUUCUGAUGAACUCUCCUCCAAUCAAAGCAUGAGCCUUUCCCCUUCCAAUUCUGCUCAGCCUGUCUCUUGUCUCAAUUCUGGGCCGUCUGCUUCCCACUCUAGUUCUGGGGCUGCUGGGCAGAAUGUAAACCCAAUGUUGGGCUGCAACACCGUAGCACAGGGCCGAGGUGGCCCCCAGUCCCAGCCCCCUCCUCAACCCAAUCUUCGUAAUCAAGUGCCUCCACCCAUCCUGUCCGCUCAGGUUCCUUCAUCCCUGUUGAAGUACCCGGGAGGUAAUGGCGGUCUGAACCCUCUGUUUGGCCCUCAGCAGAUGGCCGUUCUCAACCAGCUGACACAGCUAAACCAGAUGAACCAGAUCAACCAGAUCAACCAAUUACAGCGUCUUCUCAUUCAGCAGCAACAGCAGAAGGUUCAAAGCCAGAGACCCAUGUCUAUGGGACGUCAGACUGAACAGACACGUCCAAUUGGUUCAUCUCCAUCACUGAUGCAGCCACCACGACACAUGGACCCCUCGCUGCUGAAGCCGGCCGCGCCCCUCAAGCCGUACCUGGAUAACUACAUGUCCCACAGCACCCCUGAGAUACUGAAGGAUGCUGCCACUCUUGGAUCCUUCAGCAACUUCCCUUUAAACUUGAAUUCUAACCUGAAUGUACCCCUGGACAUGGGUGUUGGUGGUAGUGGUGGUGGAGUGAGCUAUAAAGAGCCACCCCAGUCCAGACUGAAGAAACUUUGGGCUACCGACCCUCCGGAGCAGACCAGCAAACCUGGUGCUAUGUCGUCUGGGCUGCGUCUGGAGGACUCCUCCUUCUAUGACUUAAUUUCUCCUGGCCCCUCUCCCCUGAGUCCUCCCGGCCAAUCAAUGGGCUCGGUGGGCGAUGGCUGGCCACCUCGUGCCAACUCCCCCCCGCCCCAUGGAAACACUGUCACCUGGCCCCCAGAGUUCCGGCCCGGGGAGCCUUGGAAAGGUUACCCCAACAUUGACCCUGAGACUGACCCUUAUGUGACCCCCGGCAGUGUCAUCAACAACCUCUCCAUCAACACCGUCCGCGACACAGACCACCUCAGGGACAGGAACAACGGGCCAUCCUCAUCACUGAACACCACGAUGCCUUCUAACAGUGCCUGGUCAUCCAUUCGUGCCUCCAGCCACAGCGGUUCCCUCACCAGUACAGCACAAAGCACUUCAGCCAGACCCAGUGAGUCAAAGUGGUCUCCCGGCAGCAGUGUGUCAAACUCCUCCCUAGCUCAUGAGCUUUGGAAGGUCCCCCUGCCUCCCAAGGCGCUGUCUGUGGCGGCCCCCUCCAGACCACCGCCUGGCCUCACCAGCCAGAAGCCCAGCCCUGCCUCCUCUGGCUGGGAUGGCUCUGCCCUGAGGCUGGGGGGCUGGAGCACCGCUGAGUCCAGAUACACGCCUGGUUCCAGUUGGGGUGACAGCAGCAGCUCAGGGAGAACCCAGUGGCUCGUUCUGAAAAAUCUCACACCUCAGAUUGACGGCUCUACAUUGAGGACCCUGUGCAUGCAGCACGGCCCUCUGAUCACAUUCCACCUCAACCUGCCACAUGGUAACGCUGUGGUAUGCUACAGCUCCAAGGAUGAGGCCGCUAAGGCCCAGAAGAGCCUGCACAUGUGUGUUUUGGGGAACACUACUAUUCUGGCUGAGUUUGCCAGCGAGGAGGAAAUCAGCCGUUUCUUUGCACAAGGGCAGUCAAUGGCCACUCCCUCCUCUGGCUGGCAGACCCUCGGCUCCUCUCAGAGCAGAAUGGAUCAGUCUCACCCCUUUCCAAGCCGUGCUUCUGAACCCAACCAGUGGAACAGCAGCGACCUUCACAGCUCCUCCCUCUGGGGUGGGCCCAACUAUUCCAGUAGCCUGUGGGGGACCCCCAGUGGCACCGAGGCAGGGAGGAUCAGCAGCCCUUCUCCAAUCACCUCCUUCCUCCCAGUGGAUCACCUGACAGGGGGCGGGGACUCCAUGUGAGCUGCCUGCCAGUGAAACAGGCUCGGGGAAGGGUCAGUAGAGAAUUAUCAAUAAUCAGCAGAAUAGAGACACAAAUGUAGUUCUAUAAAUGCAAUGGCACUAGUUGGACUCUUUCUCAUUUACAAGAUAUUCAACAAAACGGGGUCUCCCCUGUGGAAAACAAGUUACGUUUCUCUCUCUGCACAUAUGUCCACUUUGUUUUAGCCCAAAAACAUAUCAGUCGGAAUACUUGAAUCAUGCAGGCCAAUUCUAUAAUGUGAACGGAUGGAUAUUUGCCUCCAGGUAGUGCUCUUUCAGACCGAAAAAAAGCUUCAAUCGAGCUCAUUAUUAUUAUAUUUUUUGUUUCAUUCGUCAUGUUUAUUUGAAUUCCAAUUCUUUUUAACAUUUUAAUUUUUUGUUUUACUUUUUUUUUGCAUUUGUUUGCUGACAAUGUUGGAGUAUGAGCUUUUUUAACUUUGCACUGAAUGUGUUGUUUUUUUCUCAGUAUAAUCUGCAAUAUAGAGGGAGCAGCCAGUUUUUUCCAGUGUAGCUGUUUACUCAUUGAGGUCCUUACUGUGUGUGUUUGUGAGAAUUACUGUGUGUGCGCGCGCGUGAGCUGUGAAUGAGUACGUGUGCGCUCCUCUCUGCCUUGGCACGCCUACCUUACUGCGUUGUCGUGGAGUUCAAGAUCAACAGAUAGUUAAAGAAUUAAACCUGACUUAGGAUGAUUAUCUGGUGAUAGUUCAAGUGACAUUAAAAGUAUUGCACCAAUUUUGUUUUAAAACUAAAGAAAGUUGAGCUCUGCAGUGCAAAGGACUGUAGCCGCAGCUGGGACUAGUAAGCCCCGCCCACCCUACUAUAGGGAGGCGGGGUCGAUCUAGCAAGCCCCUCCCCCUCCCUCCCUUUCUCAUUAGCCCCCUGGCAGGCAGGUUUUAGUGGGGGGGAGGGGGGGAACAGCACUUUCAGAAUAGGCUUUCAAUGUUUUGGAGGUGCCACACUGCAACCUCUUGUUUACAAGACUUGGGAGGCAGAAAGUGUGUUCAUUCUUCAUUUUAAAGAGAAGAUGGAAUAAAAUUUUUAAAAAUGCACAAAAAAAAUUUAAAAACGCUUUAAAAAAAAAAAAGAUAAAAAUUUUUAAAAACAGAAAAAGUUUAAAAAAAAACAACAACUCUUACUGAGGAUGAAGACGAUGCUUUGUAACUCUGGGAAUUCGGAUCAGUGUUUUUUGGCCAUGGCGUUGGUUAUUUUGAACUAUUCCUCUUUUUGUCUGCUAAAUAACCAGCAAUGGUUCUCAGGAAAUCAAGCCAGUUUUCCCCCCCUUGUAGUUUGAAUUAAAGAAAAAAACUACUACUCCUUGUAGGAAAGGAAAAUACAACUUCUAGCACUGAAAACUAUGUAAAGGUCUGUAAGUUUGUUUUGUUUUUGUUCUCUCUAUCUCUCUCUCUCACUCUCUCUCUGCCAAAUAACUGCUUUAAGCUGGAGAAGCUCAACACACUGCUUUCAAUAUGCUGUCUUUUGAGGGAGGGAGGUGGGGUGUGUGGGGAGGGGGAGGUCGAGGACACUCCCGGCAUUCCCUCUCCUCCUACUCUUCCUCCUCCUCCACUCCACUGAUGUUUAAAAAAAUCAAGAGUGGGGAUCGUUUAAUGCGUGAGCGCGUGACUGUGAGCGGGGAAAUCGUCGUGUCUCGUCAGACUUAUAAACCAAGAGAAAGGCGACUCUGUAUCUAUGCAUACUGUAGCCUCUCGCAUUCACAUGGCCUACUGAGAGGCGUUUAGUUUUUAUUUUUUUCUCCCUCUUCUACCAUGUGUCACAAUGUUUUAGCUGUUUAACAAACAUUACUUGCUUUUCUUUUUUUAAAUUUCUCUCAUUGCCACAAAUGGUGUUUUGAAAAAAAAAAAAAUAGAACGAAGAGAAAAACAAAAACAAAAAUCAAAAAAAAACAAAACUCUCGUUUUGGUUGAAGAAAAUAUUUUAACAGUAAAAAAAGUCGUCCACAUUUCAUUGCCUUGAUCCUAAUUGUGUCCGAAGAUGCAACAACAAGUCAAGUGGCUUCUACCUGUUUACAAAAUGAAUAUGAUUGUAUUGUACUGUUUUAUUUUCUUUCCUUUGGGGCAAAGGGGGGGAGGGUGGGGUACUCAUCUGAAGUUCCUGACGUACGUGUGUGUGUGUGAAUGUGAAAUGUGGAGGUUUUGCAUGAGAACAGCGUGAAUGUAAAAUCCACCAGUGGCGUUUUUCUUCACAACAAGAGAAUAACAGAUUUAUCUACCAGUGAUUGUUUAGUUACUUUGAUGCACAAUUUGUUUGUUAGGGUCGGUGGUGGGGGGGGGGGGAAGUGUCAGAGGGGUGCAUGAACGAGGAGUCAGCAUUAGCGAAGCCAUGGACCUUAAUUAUCCUUUCUUCAUCGUGUUUGUGCGUGUCCCGUCCCCCCCCCCCAGUCCUCCUCUCUCAUGUAGGUUCUUAUUUCAGAAGUACUAGAAGCUUUAGUUUUUUAUUUUUUAAGCUUAGCCCGUGAAUAUUUAACAACUUCAAAGUAAACGCAGUGAGACAGAACCUUGAGUAUUAGCCAGACUUGACAGUGGUGUGUGCCAGUAUUGAACCGCUCUCUACCAAAUAAUUCAAUCAUACAAAAAAAUUAGUUUACUUAAUUCCAGAUCUCUUUGCUUAUAAAUAUAUAUAUAUAUAUAUAUAUAAAUACAUACUUACAUUUAUCUCUUAUUUGUAUUUGUUGUUGUUGUGUUGAACAGUUGUUAUCAAGUGGAACAUCUGAGCUUUUUUUUGUUGUUGUUGUUGUUGUUAGUUUUAGUCUGACACGUUGAACUGAGGAGCCUUGGAUUUUGCACUUGGGUGGAUUUUAGAGGAAAAAGGCCGAGCGAGCAGAAAGCAAAACUGAGACAGAUGUUUAGAUUUCCAGGUCUGUCUGAUGGAGAAGGUGCGCCUGUGAGUAUUCGACAGGGUAGAGUGUGUGUGUGUGUGUGCGCGUGCGUGUGUGUACUGUGAUUCGAGAAGAUGGUGCUUUGUUGGUCUCCCUUGGUUGGUGCACCUCCGGCUCUGAGCUGGGCCUGAAUGUAGCUGAAACGGUUUGUAAAAGUAUAAAAGACAGCGCAGCCUCAAACGUGCAUGAGGGGCAACAAAAAACAAAUUUUUUUUGUAAUUUUUUUCUUUUGAGAAAUUGAGCAGCAGUCACUGCUGCCGUGGUGUCGUUUGACUGAAACGAGGCGAGGAGGGGACGCGACUCGCGAUUGGCUGCUUCUUCCUGGCUUUUCAGGGACAAAGGGUUGCACUUUUGCCUCCUCGCCGGCUUAUCCAGGAUCAGCUCCUCCUCUCCAACUCCUAAGCUUAACUACAGGGAGAGGAGACUCAUAACUGACAGGUCUGAGGCGGGGGGGAGGGGAGGGUGGGCUCUAAACUGUCUAUAUUCCCUUACUGCUCAAUGACAUUACUUUACACUUUGUUCAUUCUGAUUUUUGGCAGCGCUGUCGUUCCUGGCGCUGAUUUGAGAGCAGCUUUGUCCAUCCUCAGUAUCCUUUUUUCUUUUAACUAUUACCGGGACAAAGGCUGACCCCAGAUCAGCGGCUCAGGCGGCAGCAUUGCUGUGCUGUUAGAGAAGGGACAAGCAACGUCUGGAAAACGCCUCUCAAUAAUGUUGUUACUGUUUUGGUUCCAUAAUCGUGUUUGUAUCUACUGUCAGCCUGCGUGAGAGUGUGUUUGUGUGUGAGUGAGUGAAUACAUCAUCAUGCCAAAUCGAGGAGGGAGGGAAGGAAAGGGAUAAAUCCUUUUUUGUUGUUGUUUGGUUGUAGUUGUGUACGUGUGCAUACGUGUACUUAAAAAGCUGGACAAUAUUAAAUGCUUGAAGAUUAAAAAAAAAAAAGUUAAAAAAAGUCAUUUGCAAAAGGAUGAUGUGAGGAAAACCUUUUUAGUAAAGUGAAAACCACCACGAGCAAUGUACAAUCCCCAGGGCUGCCAAGCAGCUUCCCGACAGGGCCAGACGAGGGGAAGGAAAGGAAAAGGAAGUAGCGGGCAGGAGGGAAGCUGGCUGGUGAUACUCUACUACUUUUUAAUGUUUAAGAAAAAAAUAAUGUGACUUUUUUGUUUCUCUUGACUUAAAUAUCCUGUGAGUAAAUGCUAUAUUAUAUCAUAACACACCUGACGGCUCCUACAGUCGAUCAAAAAGCGCUAAGGCUUAUUUUUUUGACAGGAAAAACAGAAAAAAAACAAACAAAAAAAACAAACAAAAAAGAAAAAAUACAAAAACUGUGAGAAUCUGCUGUCUUUGUUUUGUUUUUUGUCGUUUUACAUUUAGUAUGAACACACAAACAAACCCUGAAAAGCUUUAGUCUAACCAGCACAAAGAUGUGGGCGGGUGGGGAGGGAAGGGUGGGUUUAUCAGGGGAAAGGGUGGGUGUCGCUCAGAGAGACUAUGCAGUGGAGUGUUUGAACCCAGGCUUCCAUGUCCACCUUGGGUUUUUCUUCUUCUUUUUUUUCCUGUCUUUAAAUAAAACAAAAACAAAAAAAAAAUUCCCAAAAAAUGAGUAAACACCGCUGAAAUGGGAUUCCCACUAAUAUUCCUCAAACGUGUCGUGCCAUCGUUAAAUUGUACAGCUAGUACAGCUACUAAUAAUAAUAAUAAUACAAACUGAAAAACCUUUAUUACCUAGCAAAUGGCGGGCCAGUUGUAGCAGGAGGAGGAGGACAGGUUAAGAUUUGCAAAAGUCCAUUUUGUCGAUUUUUCUCGCAGCUCGAGCGAGGCCGGUGAGACUGCAAAUUUUACACGACUACAGUGCUUUUUUUCUUUUUAUAGAGAUUCUAUCAAUCCAGUGUGUAGUUGGAUCACCUGUAAACCUAUUAUGCACAUCGCUUUGGGAGACUGUUGAAACUAUAUAUAAAAUAUAUAUAUGAGAAUAUAAUCGUACAGUGUCUAUAAUCAACGAGGGGGGCGUCUUCCUCUCUUGCAAACAAAAACAGGAAGUACCUUUUUAUUUUCAAAUGUCUUCCUCGGGUCAUCAAAGGAUUUUAUCUUUAAACUUCGGUGGAAUCUGCACUUUUUGAAGGACAAUCUUUAUUUGUAUGGGUAUAAAAUUGACAAAAUAAACGAAGUCGCCUGAUAUUAAUGGUAUAAAAAACCAACUCCAGUGUGCUCUAAUAAUGAAUGUCUCCUCUGAUGCUGUCUACUUGUUUGGUUUCAUUUUAAUCCUUUUAAUCUCCUUCCUUUUGUUGCUUGGUUUGUUCUGUAUUUUUUUUUUUUUUCCUCUUUAUUUUCUUUCUUCUGGAUUUUACUGCUCUUAAGAGAAUCUGUACUAAGGUGUAGAGUAGUGAGUAGUAGGUCUUCUGUUGGCUGUACUCGUAUACUGAAUUACUGUUUGUAACCCGCUGGCUUCUGCAGCCAGCAUACAAAGCUGUAUAACUUGGGUACAACCCUCAAUAAAAGACUAACACACAG
Oreochromis niloticus (Nile tilapia) is the source of this 11654-nucleotide messenger RNA. Its product is annotated as trinucleotide repeat containing adaptor 6A. Gene Ontology annotation, biological process: positive regulation of nuclear-transcribed mRNA poly(A) tail shortening; miRNA-mediated post-transcriptional gene silencing. The transcript is spliced from 27 exons. Gene Ontology annotation, molecular function: nucleic acid binding. Gene Ontology annotation, cellular component: P-body; nucleoplasm. The coding region runs from base 683 to 6238 and encodes 1851 amino acids. Lineage: Eukaryota; Metazoa; Chordata; Actinopteri; Cichliformes; Cichlidae. The record is from RefSeq and is a predicted model, not a curated record.